AUGCAAAGGUUAAUAAAUAGUAGUUACAUUGUGCAGGAGGUUGAUAUUUCUAAUUGCUUGCAUUCUCCGAACCCCAAACAGUUCGGCGGAAAGUCGCCAGUCGCGGCCAUGAAGGGAACCCUCGGCCACCACCUCGCCCGGCGCCUGGUCCAGCUGGGCGUCCAGGACGUCUUCUCCGUUCCGGGCGACUCCAACCUCAGCCUCCUCGACUCCAUCGUUGCUGAGCCCGGCCUCCGCCUCGUCGGCUGCUGCAACGAGCUCAACGCCGGGUACGCCGCCGACGGCUACGCCCGCGCCCGUGGAAUUGGCUCAUGCAUCGUCACUUUCAACGUCGGAGGGUUCAGCAUCAUCAAUGCCAUCGCCGGCGCCUACAGUGAGAGCAUCCCGGUCAUCUGCAUCGUCGGCGGGCCCAACUCCAACAACUACGGCACCAAUCACCGCAUCCUCCAUCACACCAUCGGCCUCUCGGACUUCUCGCAGGAAUUCCAAUGCUUCAAAACUAUUACUUGCUUCCAGGCAGUAGUGAACAACCUCGAGAACGCCCGGGAACUCAUCGACACUGCCAUCUCCGCCGCUCUGAAACAGAGCAAGCCCGUGUACAUCAGCAUCUGUUGCAAUCUGGUUUCCAUUCCUCACGUAACAUUUAGCCGCGAACCGGUUCCCUUCGAGCUCGCUCCGGAGUUAAGCAAUAAGGCGGAGUUAGAAGAUGCGGUGGCGACGGCGACGGAGUUGUUGAACAGGGCAGUGAAACCGGUGAUGGUGGGCGGCCCCAAGUUACGGGAUGCCGGUGCAGUGGACGACUUUGUCGAUUUGGCGGACGCCUCUGGCUUCGCGAUCGCGGUGCUUCCCGCCGCAAAGGGGCUCGUCCCGGAGCACCACCCGCGGUUCAUCGGCACCUACUGGGGAGCGUUGAGCGCCCCUUUCUGCGCGGAGAUCGUGGAGUCCGCCGACGCCUACGUCUUCGUGGGCCCCGUCUUCGACGACAUAACCACGUUCGGCUUUUCCCUCCCCCUCGACAUGAAGAAGAGCGUCGUGGUGGAGCCGGAGCGUGUGGUGGUGGCCGGCGGGACGGUCUUCGUCGGCGUCCGCCUUAAGGACUUCCUGCGAGCGUUGCAGGAGAGGCUGAGGAGGAACACCACGGCCUAUGCCAACUACUGCCGGAUGUUCGUUCCCGUCAGGCAGCCGCCGAACUGCCAGCCCGGGGAGCCGCUGAGACUGAACGUGCUGUUCACCCACAUCCAAAGGCUGCUCUCCGGGGACACCGCCGUCGUCGUCGACACCGGUGACUCCUGGUUCAACUGCCAGAAUCUGAGCCUUCCGCAAGGCUGCAGCUACGCUUCGCAAAUGUCGUACGCAUCCACUGGAUGGUCGGUGGGAGCCACGCUGGGUUACGCGCAGGCCUUGAACGGCAAGAAGCGUGUCAUCGCCUGCGUCGGAGACGGCAGCUUUCAGAUGACUGGGCAAGAGGUGUCGACGAUGCUGCGAUGGGGGCAGAAUAGCAUCAUCUUCCUCAUAAACAACGGCGGCUACUCCACCGAGGUGGAGAUCCACGAUGGACCUUACAACGUCAUUAGGAACUGGAAUUACACUGCCUUUGUGGACGCCAUCCAAAAUGGCGAGGGUAAAUGCUGGACCAUGAAGGUGACGAACGAGGAGGAGCUCAAGAAAGCCAUGGAUGCGACGAUGGGGAAAAUGAAAGAGUGCCUGUGCUUCCUCGAGGUCAUCCUUCACAGGGAUGAUACCAGCAAAGAGCUGCUCCAGCUCGGCUCUAGGCUUGCUUUGGCUAACAGUAGACCCCCCAAAUACCAAUAA
Messenger RNA from Zingiber officinale, 1812 nucleotides. Its product is annotated as pyruvate decarboxylase 1-like. Gene Ontology annotation, molecular function: magnesium ion binding; thiamine pyrophosphate binding; carboxy-lyase activity. Bases 1 to 1812 code for a protein of 603 amino acids. The transcript is spliced from 7 exons. The record is from RefSeq and is a predicted model, not a curated record. Lineage: Eukaryota; Viridiplantae; Streptophyta; Magnoliopsida; Zingiberales; Zingiberaceae.